AUGAAGACCGGUGCACCGAAUAAAGGUGGGAAAAAGUUUCUGAGCAAAUUGACGGGAAUUUUUCAUGGAAUCUGUGGAAAACGAUUUGGCGCCAGUCGGAAUAAAGUUCGUCCAGAUGAUGAAGAGCACGGAAAGAAAUCACCUGUCAGUCCGUCUGCCAGAACUGAAUUUGAUGAAAAGACGAGACCGCAGGAAAAAAUUGGUGUCAACAGACCUUCAUCCUCUUCAUAUAAUCCACAACAAUUACGGCCACAAGCAUCCACUAAUCUACCUCCGAGAUCACGUGACACGGUUGGAACAGUGCUGAAAAGUCCUCAGAGUGCUAAUUUACAAAAGAUGAAAGUACCCGGUGACGUUUCAAAGCCAUAUCGUCAAAUCAUCAGUAAAACGGGUAGAACGAAUGAGAUGACUGUUGAAAAGCCGAAAAAUGUACCAACAACAACAACAACUAAGCAACAACAACAACAACAACAACACACUUCUCCGAUUAACAAACCGAUAAAACCACAAAGUAUACAACAUUCACUACAAUCAAAACCAACCACCAGUAUUGGUCAACAUUUAAAUGAAUUGAAAAACAUGAAAGAAAAAGGUUUUAGUCAUUUAACAUCGUCAGUCAAUAAAUUCAAGGACUUAUCCCAUCAACAGGCUGUUAAAAAUGUCUUCAAAUCGAAAAGUACAAAUCAACUCGAUCAACUAAAACAAAAUGAAAUGACACCAAAGGAAUUAGGUAAUGCACAAUUGAGGAGGGCAGCACAGACAACUGAUCAAAAUGAUAAACAACUGCAUGCUAAUCAAGAAAUGAGUAAGACUAGUCGAUUACGCAAUGCAAGCAGUGCAAGUGGAACUGGUAAAGCUAGUGAUAUGGCUGCAGAGCCAUCGAAACUAACCUUUCUUGGUCAACAUCUAAGUGAGUUGAAAAACAUGAAGGAAAAAGGUUUUGGUCAAUUAGCGUCAUCAAUCAAUAAAUUCAAGGGAUCUAAUCAACAGGCUGUGAAAAAUAUCUUUAAAUCGAAAAGUACCAAUCAACUCGAUCAAUUAAAACAAACUGAAAUGACACAAAAGGAAUCGGAUGAUGAAGAGUCGAAGAGGGUAGCCGAGAGUACUGAUCAAAAUGACAAACUGCAAGCGAAUCAAGUACAGAACAAUCAAGAAAUUAGUAAGAUUAAUCGAUUACGUAGUGCAAGUAGUGUAAAUAGACCUGUUAAAACUAGUGAUGUGACUGUAGAUAAAUCAAAAUAUUUAUCAUCUACACAAAAACACCAAUCUCCUUCUCCAACUAAUAGACGACAAGUGAAAUCACAACAAACCAGCAGACCACAACAAUCAAAACCAAGUAAUAUUGGUCAACAGAAAACUGAAUUCAAAACCAGUAAAGAUCGAAGCUCAUCAUCUGAGAAUAAAUCCGACGAAUCCAGUCAACAAACUGAUAAAAGUGAUCCGAAAUCACAAAGCACCACCAGUCAACUUGAUCAGGACAAACACGAUGAAGUGACCAGUGAUGAUUCAAAGAGAAUACCACAAAAAAAUGAUCAACGUGACUCAGUCGAUGCCAGUAAGUCACAAACAAUCCGUGGUGAAAUUAAAAAGACUGAAACACCGAAUUUAGCUAAGUCUGACAAUCAUCAUACUAAACAAACGGAAUCCUCUGUCCAGUUGGAUAGUAGUAGUCAUAAGAGUAAAGUAAAAACUACUGAUAUUCAUGCGAAUCAAUUGAUUCAAAAGAAAAGUGCAACUUUAAAAAAUCAUUCAAUCAAACCAACCAGAAAAAUAUCAAGUCAAGCAUCAUCAUCCUGUGAAAAUUUAUCUGUACAAUCAAAAAAUACAUUUUCAUUCAAUAGUCAAGAUUAUUGCAAAUGUAGUAAUUGUAUACAAUCAUGCAUGAAAUGUCAUUUACUCAAUCUUUUAACAAAAUAUUUACCAUCACAUUCACGUUCUUGUAAACAUUUUGGCGAGAAUGAUAAAUCAUCAAAAGAUUUAAGAAAACCAUGUUUUACCGAAAAAUCUUCACGUCCAAAAGAAUGUUUUUGUUGUUGUGACAACAAUAUAUCGGAUAAACAAUAUCCGUAUUAUUUUCAAUCAUCUGAUUUGAAACACUAUUUAUCGCCUCAAACUAUUCGUUUAUUACAGGCGAUGAAAAAUUCUACCGUACUCAUUGAUGAUGAUGAUGAAGAUGACGAUGAUGAUGAGGAUGAUGAUGAUUUAUGCACAAGUCGUCUGGCAAAACCAACAAAGUAUCGAUCAUAUUCCAGGCCUAAUAAACCUGUCUCAACGAAUCGAAAUGUUAAGAUGAAACAAACCUACCGCCAGUACCCCCUUAGGCAGCAGCAGCAACGACAACAGCAACGGUCACAGACACGGCAUACUGCUGAUUCUCAUCUACCACCGAACAUAUCCCCAUGGUAUCCGACACUCUUGCCGAUGGCACCGCAACCGCGACUUAUAGUAAGACAUGUACCAGUGCCAGUGAUCGUUCCACAGUAUCCUACGACAACAUCGCAGCCAAUGUUUUCGUAUCCUUUCCCUCAAAUGAAUUCUUACAUUCCGCCCUAUUAUCCUAACUAUACGCAAACAUGAAAAAUGUAUCAUAACAG
Molecule: messenger RNA, 2594 nt
Organism: Schistosoma turkestanicum
Lineage: Eukaryota; Metazoa; Platyhelminthes; Trematoda; Strigeidida; Schistosomatidae
Source: the annotation of a GenBank genome assembly